AGGCAUCGUCUCCUAAGCAGCUGCAGCUUUCGUCUUUUGAUGCGACCACAAGCAGUCGCCGCGCCACCUGUUGGCUGCACUUGCACACAGUACACGUUCCUCUCUUCUCUCUGCGCUGCAUAGCUCCUCCACUCCGCUUCGCUCGCCACGGCGCCAUGUUCACCGACGGCAUGUCGAGGCUGGCCGUGGCUGUGAGCGUGACGGUGGCGCUCAGCCUGGCCAUCUUCCUCACCAUCCUGGUACUCCUCCUCGCCGACCUCUUCUGCGCCCACCUCCGCCGCCGGCGCCUCCGCGCCGAGGCGUCCCAGUCGAAGCUCGGCCCGCUGUCGCUGUCCCCCGCGCGCACCGAGGACGGGUCGGUGGCGACCACAGCGGCGGCGCGCGAGGCGCUCUCCGGCACGCCGCCGUUCUACUACGCGCACGGCGUGCUCCACGCGCCCAACACCAAGGACCUCCUCCUCGCCAUCCCCAAGCUGGAGUCCGCCGUGUGGCGGUGGUCGCCCGCGCGCCGCUCGACGCCGUCGCGCUCGGGCUCGUCGACGGGCUCCUCGGCGCGCGGCGACGGGUUCAUGUGCAUCUCCAACCCGGUGUACGACCGGGGCGGCGCGCGGGGCCAGGCCGCGCCGGACGGCGGGGACUCGCCGCCGUUCGAGACCCCGGGCGCGUCGCCGUCGCCGUUCGGGAUCACGGAGGAGGGGGACGAGGAGGAGGGAGGGUUCUCGCCGCCGCUGUCGGCGAUGCGGAGGCUCCCGCCAGUGGGCGUCGUGGCGUAUCCCCCGCCCGCGCUGAGCUUUGCCGAUGCCAGGCCGGCGCUGACGGUGACCGACACCAACCGCGCCUCCUCCUCCUCCUCGUCCAAUCUCACCGCCGCCCACUUCUUCUCUUCAUGGUCAUCGAAGUAAGAGAUCACUUGUAUGCGAUGUAGUGAGAGGGGCGAUGUGCUUGUAUGAUGCAGCUUGAUUUCAUUCAUUAUUUUGGUCAUUUUCCUGUUCAGUCAGAUACUCACAUCACCUAUCGAUCUCCGCGGUCCUGCUAGUUCUUUGCAUAUUUCAUCUCCACUAAAAUCAAUCUUUGAUCAAUAUUCUAUUCAUCACUAA
Messenger RNA from Setaria italica (foxtail millet), 1097 nucleotides. RefSeq lists its product as uncharacterized. Bases 156 to 902 code for a protein of 248 amino acids. NCBI's taxonomy places the organism in Eukaryota, Viridiplantae, Streptophyta, Magnoliopsida, Poales, Poaceae. The transcript has a single exon. The record is from RefSeq and is a predicted model, not a curated record.